Canis lupus familiaris (dog) is the source of this 2960-nucleotide messenger RNA. RefSeq names its product fidgetin, microtubule severing factor (gene FIGN). The record is from RefSeq and is a predicted model, not a curated record. NCBI's taxonomy places the organism in Eukaryota, Metazoa, Chordata, Mammalia, Carnivora, Canidae. Gene Ontology annotation, molecular function: ATP binding; microtubule severing ATPase activity; ATP hydrolysis activity.
CUCUCCUUUGAAAACUGAUCUUUGGCUCUUAGUGUGAAAGUGAUUUGAAUUUGGCUCGGCGGCGCUCUGCGCCUGCGCCCAGCCGCUGGCAUGCUGGCUCCUUCCAAGCAGCUGUUUUGGGUUUGAAAUUCCAACAUGGCAGAGGCUGCAGUCCGUCUUCCCUUCAAAAACUUGGAAUGAUUUCAAAUCAUAGGCACCUUCACUUAACCCCGGCUUCCAUUCAUCAGCAAACACCUCGGAUCGAUGCUGCGCUAACCCGCCGGCGCCUCGCUCCGCGCGUUCAGGUUAAAUGAAUACCUGACGAAAGGGCCCACGUUUCAAGGCAGUGACAUUUGAUAGCUGAGAGGAAAAGUGGCUUUAAUGAAAAGCAACCUUUGGAAUUCCUGCUUGUGAGAAAUCCAAUUCAGCUUUUUGUGCUGCCAGCAAGAAAUGAUCAGUAGCACCAGUGUUUAUGGCUUGAAGAUGCAGUGGACGCCGGAGCAUGCGCAGUGGCCAGAACAGCACUUUGACAUCACGUCGACCACUCGGUCCCCCGCGCACAAGGUCGAAGCCUACCGCGGCCACCUGCAGCGCACCUACCAGUACGCCUGGGCCAACGACGACAUUUCUGCGCUGACGGCGUCCAACCUGCUGAAGAAGUACGCGGAGAAGUACUCGGGCAUCCUGGAAGGCCCCGUGGACCGGCCUGUGCUCAGCAACUACUCGGACGCGCCCUCGGGGCUGGUGAACGGCCGGAAGAAUGACAGCGAGCCCUGGCAGCCGUCGCUGAGUGCGGACGCCGUGUACCCCAUGAACUGCGUCCCCGAGGUGCUCGCCGCCGGCAAGGCCGGGGUGGCGCCCGCGCUGCCGCCCGCCGACGCCUCGGCCAGCAUCGGCAGCUCCCCGGGGGUGGCCAGCAACCUGGCCGAGCCCAGCUACUCGAGCAGCAGCUGCGGCAGCCACCCGGUGGCCGGCCUGCACGCCGGGCUCCCGUCUCAGGAAUACGCCCCGGGCUACAACGGCUCGUACCUGCACUCGGCCUACGGCAGCCAGCCGGCCCCCGCGCUCCCGUCCCCGCACCCGUCGCCGCUGCACAGCUCGGGGCUCCUGCAGCCGCCGCCGCCGCCGCCGCCGCCGCCGCCGCCCGCCGCCCUGGUCCCCGGCUACAACGGGGCCUCCAACCUGGCGGGCUACAGCUACCCGGCGGCCGGCUACCCCCCGCAGGCGGCCGUGGGCGCGGGCUACAGCCCCGGGGGCGCGCCGCCGCCGCCGCCCUCGGCCUACCUGCCGUCCGGCAUCCCCGCGCCCACGCCGCUGCCGCCCACCACCGUCGCGGGCUACGCCUACCAGGGCCACGCGCUCGCGCCCCUGGCGCCGGCCCUGGCGGGCGGCCCGGCGAGCUCGCUCAAGCGGAAGGCUUCUACAUGGCGGCGCAGGGCGACCUGGACGCCGGCUAACGCGGGCUACGGCUACGGGCAGCAGCGGUCCGCGCAGAGCCCCAUGAACAGGAUGCCCGACGGCGCCCUCUCGGGCUCGGCGCGAGCAGCUUGCGACCGCGGCGCCGACCCCGCCUUCCGCCGCCGCCCGCCGCCGCCGCCCGCCCGCCCCGCCCUGGCCUUCACGCCGAGCAAGCAGCUGCGCCCCGAGCAGCCGCGCAAGUUCGGCGGCCAGCCCGGCCGGGCCCUGACGCCGCCCGCCUACGGCGCCGCCAAGCCCGGCCUGGGCGCGCGGCCCGGCGGCGACUCGUUCGGCAAGUACCCGUCGCCCGGCGUGGGCGAGCCCGGGGAGGAGCACCGGCCGCUGCUGCCCCACGGCCUGCAGGGCCCCGCGCUGCGCGCACCUACCUCAGCCGGCCACGCCGCCGACGAGCCGCUCAAGGGCGCCGAGCCGCACCUGCUCGACCUGGUGAGCAGCGAGAUCAUCGCGCAGGGCCCGCCGCUGGACUGGGGCGACAUCGCCGGCCUGGACCUGGUGAAGGCGGUGCUCAAGGAGGAGGUCCUGUGGCCCGUGCUCAGGUCGGACGCCUUCAGCGGCCUCACGGCCUCGCCGCGGAGCAUCCUCCUCUUCGGGCCCCGCGGGACCGGCAAGACGCUGCUGGGCCGCUGCCUGGCGGGCCAGCUCGGGGCCACGUUCUUCAAGAUCGCCGGCUCCGGGCUGGUGGCCAAGUGGCUGGGCGAGGCGGAGAAGAUCAUCCACGCCUCCUUCCUCGUGGCGCGGUGUCGCCAGCCCGCCGUGAUCUUCGUCAGCGACAUCGACAUGCUCCUCUCCUCCCAGGUGAGCGAGGAGCACAGUCCAGUCAGUCGGAUGAGAACGGAAUUCCUGAUGCAGCUGGACACUGUACUCACGUCGGCCGAGGACCAAAUCGUAGUCAUUUGUGCCACCAGUAAACCAGAGGAGAUCGACGAGUCCCUCCGGAGGUACUUCAUGAAACGACUCUUGAUCCCACUUCCCGACAGCACAGCGAGGCACCAGAUGAUAGUACAACUGCUCUCACAGCACAAUUACUGUCUCAGUGACAAGGAGUUUGCACUGCUCGUCCAGCGCACAGAAGGCUUCUCCGGACUAGACGUGGCUCACCUGUGUCAGGAAGCGGCGGUGGGCCCCCUCCACGCCAUGCCAGCCACGGACCUUUCAGCCAUCAUGCCCGGCCAGUUGAGGCCCGUCACGUAUCAAGACUUUGAAAAUGCUUUCUGCAAGAUUCAGCCUAGCAUAUCUCAAAAAGAGCUUGAUAUGUAUGUUGAAUGGAACAAAAUGUUUGGUUGCAGUCAGUGAUGACUUCUUUAAAAAAAAAAAUAAAUGUAAUGAAUGUUGGCACACGCGCAUAAAACCUGCUACAUAGGGUAUAGAGCCCCUUUCCAGUAGUGUUUAAAUCGCAAAGGGUACUGGGGAAGAUGACGAUGGAGUUGCAUCUUUAGCGUCAGGGUAGAUUUGGAGGAAAGAAAAAAAAAAAAAACAAAAAAACGCAUCAAACGAGAGCUUCU